Messenger RNA from Spinacia oleracea (spinach), 2174 nucleotides. Its product is annotated as BTB/POZ domain-containing protein At2g13690. Lineage: Eukaryota; Viridiplantae; Streptophyta; Magnoliopsida; Caryophyllales; Amaranthaceae. The coding region runs from base 279 to 1976 and encodes 565 amino acids. The record is from RefSeq and is a predicted model, not a curated record. The transcript has 2 exons.
CUCAAAAUGUCUCUUCAAUUCUCCAUUUUACAAACUUAACAAACAGACAAACAGAUGAACAAUAAUAAUCCAAGAAAACUCCCAAAUUAUUCCAAACUUCAAUACUCAAUUUUCACUCUCACUCCUCCUCCUCCUCACUCUUUCUCUCUCCUCUUCUUCCCUUUCCAACUCACAUGUCAGUGAUUCUCACAACCCUAAUUCAAGCAAUCGAAUCUCCCCUUUCCCCUCCUCUGUCAAUUAUUCUCUGCAAUUUUCUUUGAUCCAACAACCCUAUUUCAAUGGAUUCUCACCGGAAUCCUCAAAAGGGUCGCCGCCGGGAACCUCAAACUCGCCGUAGAACCACCGCUACAACAACAGCAACUGCUAAACCCUCUUCUUCUUCGUCUUCAUGGUGUUGUUCUUUUAAAAGCCCUCCAAAAUCCCCUGAAGCCCUUUCUCUCUCUUCCUCCAAAACCCACCACAAAAUUGUGGGUGUUUCCAUUUCAGAAUCCUUGUCAAAAUCCCUCAAUUCCUUCCCAAACUCCCCUCAGAGCUCUAAAUCUGGGUUGAGUAUAGUGGGUCGGAUCGACCGUCGGCGUAUUCUCUCUCCUGGCCGGGUUUCGCCGAUUGAUUCUGAUAUGAUCCCGCCUAAAAUUAGCAAUGUGGGCCAAGAGCAGGAACUGAGUCAUGAACUGGGUUCAACUCGGAAGGUUGAUUUGGGGGAGGAGAGAGAAAAUAGAGGCGAGGAGGAUGGUGGGGUUUGCGGAGUGGAGGAGGAAGAGGAGGGUGUGUUUGAUGUGAGGUUGAGUUUAAAGGGGAAAUAUGGUGGUGGGUGUUUGGUUUUGGAAUUGAAUUCUAAGGUUUUGGGGGAAAAUAGUUCUUUGUUUGAUAGGUUGAUUAAGGAUUCCAAGAAGAGUGGAGGGUUUUGUAGGAUUGAGGUUCCUGAGGUUGAGAAUUUGGGUGUUUUUAGGGAAACUAUAGAGCUUAUGUUUGAAGAUGAUAUCGCCAAGAAGCUCAUUAAGAUUGGAGCUUUUCGCGCUAUCGACAUUCUUGAGGUAUCAGCAAGCAUCAAGUUCAACAGAGGUGUUUCAUCCUGCUUUAAGUAUCUCGAAGCCGUUCCUUGGACCGAGGAAGAGGAAGAGAAACUUAGAAGACUCUUCACUAAGUUCAAAUUCGAUGAUGCAACUAACAACGAGAUAUUCUCUAGGCUGAACCUCAACGACUCCAAUUCCCCUCAACGGAAUUUAGCAAGCCAGAUUGUACGUUCCAUCACCACGUGUGAAAACACCAAAGCAAGAAACGAGCUCAAAUCUAUGGUAAAAGGUCUCUUAUCUAAAAGCUCGGUUUAUGAGAAAGACUAUCUCGACAUCAGCAAAGAAGAUCUCUACUCCAUCAGUCAGUGUUGCCUAUCUUCUUUAGUUACCCUUUUCCAGGGUGCAACUAAUAACGAGAUAUUCGAGCAAACUAGCAGCAAAAAAGCCCCAGAAAAACCCUUGAUUGAAUCCAUCUCAUGGCAGGUUGAAAACAUCAAUUGGUUGUUAGAAAUCUUACUAGAUCGUCAGAUGGCAGAACAUUUCGUUGAUUUAUGGGCAUAUCAAAAGGAUUUGAUCAAAAUGCAUGAAAAAGCUUCUCCAAUGGUGAGAUACGAACUAAGCCGUGUUUCAGCAGUUCUGUUCGUUGCAAUGGGCACGAGGAAACUGCAAUGUCAGGCCGAAUCGAGAUUUGGGCUUCUCAACUCGUGGUUCGGGCCUAUGCUUUUGGACUUUGGGUGGUUGCAGAGGUGUAGAAAGGGAUUGAAUGUGAGGGAAUUGGAGGAAGCAAUGGGUCAAGCUCUACUUACACUACCAUUGAAGCAGCAAUAUGGAUUGUUCAUGGAAUGGUUUAGAUGUUUCUCUAAACAUGGGACUGAAUGCCCUAAUCUUAGCAAAGCUUUCCAGAUUUGGUGGCGUAGAUCUUUCUUACGAGGCUCGGAAACUCACGCAAUUGAAUCGCGAUAGCUGUGAUUCUUUGUGUUAGUUUUUUUUCUCUCAUUUGAUUUUUUUCUCCUCACUUUGUGUAUUGUUGCAAUAUUGUAGGAAUGGGUUUUGGGUGUAUAACUAUGUAGUUUGUGUGUAGAAAAGUAUCAAGCUUUUGGACAAGGCAUGUAUUAUUGACCCUUGUUCUCUUGCAGCAAUUGAUUGUUUUGUUUCUUUUAA